AUGGCGAAAUCCUUCUCCCUGGAAGCGUUCAAAUUCUCCGUCUACCUCUCCAUUCCAAUCGCGAUGACGGUUUUUUUCGCCAUGAACCCGAGCAAUUUAGAGGAAAUCAUUCGGAACCGAAUGUACGUCGUGUACCCGGCGAGUGCGCCGGAUCCACCCUCGGACGAGGAGAUGAAAAGGUUGAUUGAACGUAAUAAGAAAAAAAGAGGAAAAGAUGCCGUGAACAACAACAACAACAAGUGGGGGUUCUUCAGUCGCGCCCAAAAGUGA
Messenger RNA from Bathycoccus prasinos, 270 nucleotides. RefSeq lists its product with no specific name. The transcript has a single exon. Gene Ontology annotation, biological process: mitochondrial respiratory chain complex IV assembly. The record is from RefSeq and is a predicted model, not a curated record. Bases 1 to 270 code for a protein of 89 amino acids. Lineage: Eukaryota; Viridiplantae; Chlorophyta; Mamiellophyceae; Mamiellales; Bathycoccaceae. Gene Ontology annotation, cellular component: mitochondrion.